AAGAGAGAGGAGGAGGAGCGGAGGGAAAGGUAUCAUCAGCAGCAACAGCAGUGCAGCACAAAGGCGAAUGCAACGGAGGAAGGUGUAGAGAGGAAGAGAGUGAGGGGGAGAAAGAAGACGUUUGCGGAGGACUGAGUCCUUUGCCGCAGACAUGACCACAGGCUCAUCGUUCAAGCGGAUGUAACCUUGACGAUUCUCGUCUGCUGCUGCUGCUGCUGCACACUGGACCACACAGCGGUGUGUGUGUGUGAGGGUGCGCUCAGGCGUUGCUAUGACAUUCAGAGAGCUGCAUCAUCUGGUACAGCGUGUACAUGUGUGUUCUGCGACCAUUUGGCUCAACUAAUAGGAAAAGAGCACCGUCAAGUGUGUAAGUGUGUGUGUGAGAAAGUGUGAUCAUGCAUUGUAGUCUGUGUGUUAAGUAAAGGUAAAAAAGGUCAGAUAUGCAAGCGAAACUAAAGCUUUCUUAACCCUAAAAGAGAGAGAUAGUAAAGAAGAUAUUGAGGAAGGGCGAACGAGAAAAUAAGGGCAGUGUGUGAGACCGAGAGAGAGAGAGAUGCAGUAUGGUUAAAGUCUUUGUGCCUCAGCAUCAUCAGAUUUUCUGCUGCAGAUGCUACAGUAGCUCAUCUCCGCACUAGAGCGCUACCCUGACACACACACGCAGAAACGCACGCGGACGGACGCAGACAGCUGCAGCUUUGGGGAGGAGCCAGAGAACCCGAUCAAAGGUCAAUAGAGGGACCCUGGGAGAGCUGCCGAGGGCAGAGGUUGUGAUUCCUCCAGCUGAAGGUCAGAAGGAGCGUAAGAGCCAUAAGCGAGGCAUCAUGGGCGAGUGGACUAUAUUGGAGAGGUUGCUGGAGGCUGCGGUGCAGCAGCACUCUACUAUGAUCGGCAGGAUCCUGCUGACAGUGGUGGUGAUUUUCCGGAUCCUGAUUGUGGGUAUAGUGGGAGAGAAGGUGUACGAAGAUGAACAGAUUAUGUUUAUUUGUAACACGCUGCAGCCGGGUUGCAACCAGGCCUGCUAUGAUAAAGCCUUCCCCAUCUCCCAUAUCCGUUACUGGGUUUUCCAGAUCAUCUUGGUCUGCACCCCUAGCCUCUGUUUUAUCACUUAUUCUGUGCAUCAGUCUGCCAAGUACAAAGAUCGCACCUACACGCUUCUGCACGGCCCCUACAUUGAUCACGGGCACGGAGUGAAUCGAAAGAUGCGAAACAUCAACGGCAUCCUAGUGCACCCGGAAGGCAAAGAUGACCGCGAUUGUCUGGAUUUGAAAGAUAUUCCCAACAUUCCCCAGGGGGUCACGUACUCCAAAAGUAACAAGAUGCGUCAACAGGAGGGCAUUUCCCGUUUCUACGUCAUACAGGUGGUGUUCCGGAACGUUUUGGAAAUUGGCUUUCUUGCUGGCCAGUACUUCUUGUAUGGAUUCAAUGUUCCCGCCAUGUUCGAAUGCGACCGUUACCCCUGCGUAAAGGAGGUCGAAUGCUACGUUUCUAGGCCCACAGAGAAGACGGUUUUCCUUGUGUUCAUGUUUGCGGUUAGCGGGAUCUGUGUGGUGCUGAAUUUGGCUGAGCUAAACCACCUGGGUUGGAGGAAGAUCAAGGCAGCGAUUCGUGGCGUCCAGGCUCGUAGAAAGUCCAUUUGUGAGAUCCGGAAAAAGGAUGUGUCACACCUAUCCUCCGUGCCCAACUUGGGCCGCACCCAAUCUAGCGAAUCAGCCUAUGUCUGACAGCGAAUAGGGGAGGGGCUUAGACGAGGUUGGGAGUGGCUGAUGAGGCGACGGCCACGCCCUGUGCUGCAUACUUGACACUUCUUAUUUUAUGCAUAGCUCAGACUGGGUGAGCAAGGGGUAGGGUGUAAAGAUAAAGAACAUGAGUCAACGAGUAUAAUUUUUGGUUAAUAAAAUUGAUCUCUUUCAACCUAAGACUUUGUGGAACAAACAGGAGGCUUGUACAAAAACACAUUGACACAACAGCCCCCUAAACAAGUCUUCCAACAGUAAAGAGACAUUUAAAAAAUGAAAUCAAUUUGAGUUGCCUGUUGUCUAAAGAGAUAGAAAGACAAAAAACUGAGAGAUUAGAGAGACAAUAGAGGGAGAUGUUCAGCAGACAUUUGACAUUUUUCCUUAUUAAUACUGAGACAUCCCUCACUUUCUGAAGAGCCAGAAUAAGAUGAAUGGUGAAUGUACAAAAGAGCAAAGUUUAAAACUGUACCUCAGCACAGACUCCUCUACGCCUCUCCCCUAUUUUCUUUCUUUCAUUUCAUCUCUCCGUCUCUUUCUGCAUAGUUUUAUAGAUAUACUAUAGGCAUAACGUACAAAAGGCAAGGAGAAAACAUGAAUAUUGAUCUUCUGAUAACCACCCCCACGUUUAAUGGAGGGCCAUGAGACUCACAUGUAAAUCGACACUGACUUUAUUGUCCACACUGUUCAAAUCUCCCAUAAUCCACUGCUUCAUCAACUUCUGAAGCACUACUGUACAUAUCUAAGAAUAUCAAUACUGCAAUGUUCAUGUAUUUCACACGCUGAAGUGUAGCUUUUGCCAUUAUUUGAAAAAAAAACAUUGAUUGCAAAAAGAAAAAACAAAUAUGUCAUAAUAAUUGUGUUUAAUUUGCAUUUAUUCUGUAAUGGACAGAAAAAAAUGUGAUUUUGUACUAUGGGCAUUUCCUGACAAAGGCAUGUUAUAAUGCAUCAUUAGAAUGGCUAGAUAGUGUUACGAGCUGUGUAAAGACACAUUGUUUCUUUUUGCACCCAGUUUUUUGGAGGUGUAUUCUUCAGCAUGCGGGCAGGAGAUCUAUAGCUCUAUGGGAAUGGCAGAGAGAGUCUAUACUGAUUAAGGCUCCAUUGCAGCAAUAAUAUAAAUAUAUAUAAAUA
Messenger RNA from Paramisgurnus dabryanus, 2864 nucleotides. RefSeq names its product gap junction protein delta 1a (gene gjd1a). NCBI's taxonomy places the organism in Eukaryota, Metazoa, Chordata, Actinopteri, Cypriniformes, Cobitidae. The record is from RefSeq and is a predicted model, not a curated record. Gene Ontology annotation, molecular function: gap junction channel activity. Gene Ontology annotation, biological process: cell-cell signaling. Gene Ontology annotation, cellular component: connexin complex.